Messenger RNA from Lasiosphaeria miniovina, 641 nucleotides. RefSeq lists its product as uncharacterized. The annotation marks the transcript as partial. The transcript is spliced from 2 exons. NCBI's taxonomy places the organism in Eukaryota, Fungi, Ascomycota, Sordariomycetes, Sordariales, Lasiosphaeriaceae. The record is from RefSeq and is a predicted model, not a curated record.
UUCGCCAUCACCGCUGUCUCCAUGUCGAUCUCGGCCGACUCAAUCAACGACAGCCGCGAUCACUCAACUUCUCGCCGUCCUUGCGGUAUCGCUAGAGGACCGGUCCAUCAGAUUCGCUUCUGAGAAUGGUUUGAACAAUCCGCAGCGUAACCUUCUCGAACUAGCCUCCCAGUCACUCGUUUCCUGGUUCCGGCCUUUGUGUGUUAUCUCACCCUUUGGAGUCAUCUCCUGUCCGAUUGUCUUGCAUCCCUCCGCGGCCCAUCCCUCAUAACCGUUCGAAGAUCAGCCAAGGUCGCAGUAUCGAUCCGAAAUACGUGUACAAAGUAGAUCGAAUCUUAGACAGCUUGCGAGCCGUCGAAUCCCCAGCCCAGCCGUUUCAACCCCAAACCAAAACUGAUCGACAUCACGAGUGGAUGGUCCCGGCUCGGUUGCAAGGUUGUCCGUCUCGAGGAUCCGCACGGCAGUCAGCAUCUCAAUUCACAGUCGCGAUUCCAACCGGAAUCGUCCUUCCAUCAUGUCAGGCACGGUGGGCAAUCUGAAGGCGACGAGGACGACGCGCGAGUUCUUAAAACGCGACACUCACGUCAAAUGUCAGGACUCAAAGCUCGUCUGCCCUGCUUGCGACACGACUGUAUCGCAAU